This is a messenger RNA of Medioppia subpectinata, 489 nucleotides long. Lineage: Eukaryota; Metazoa; Arthropoda; Arachnida; Sarcoptiformes; Oppiidae. The record is from the annotation of a GenBank genome assembly.
AUGGAAAGCAAUGGCGGCUUAGGUUUGGAGGAAAAGUUGGCAAACAAUAGCCGGAUUGAGACCAACUGUUUCACUGCCGCCACUAAUAUCACUGACAAGACCUCUCAAUACUCGCCCAAAGACAUCAUAUUUCGGGCAUCGAAUACAAGUGACAACCAAUGGAUCGUCAUUUACAACAAGAAAUUGCGAAACAUAUCGUGUUAUUCACCGCAGGAAACGACUCAAAAACUAGUGACCAAUAAAACCAAAUGCAAACAAUUGAUUGGUAGAAAUCAAACAGUCAUCGAAGCCAUCGACCCAUCGAUUGUGAAGAGUAUUGAUGUUAUCGUUGAGAACCCGUCCGGAAAUGUAAUCCACGGAUACUAUAUAUUCUUCAGACGAGACGGACGGCCAGUCUUUUGCGACAAAUCUAUGUUCGACCCGAAGAAUAGGUGCAAAUCCGAGACAGACAUAAAGGAGAAGAAGACUUCACCGAAAGAUACAAAAUAG